AGCUGUGCUCCUCGUGAGAUCGCUUUUAGGCACCUGUGUUAGUUUAUUUUAGCACUUCAACGUCUGCGGUCGCCCAACUUUGCAAAGACAGUCGCGGCCAUAGCUUCCUCACUGCCUUACGUGCAACGUGUUCAGGAGAUAUAGGUAAUACGGCAUGCUCGUAUAGGAAGCAGCAGUGCUACAUAUGAGCCAGGCGUCGGGGGCUUGUCCGGUUUGCGCAAAGCCGAUCCCUUUGAGCUUACUGGAAUCUCAUGUAAACGCACAUUUUGAUGAGCCCGGUGUGACGCAAGGCAUCCAGCUAGCGCCGGAAAGCUCAGCUGCGCGAUGUACCAUCUGCUUUACGCUGGUACCCCUUGCGGGGCUGGAUGCUCACGAGCGAGCGCAUCAAAGACCUCAAAGGAAUCACACGCAGCAGCCCACCGCUGCCGCCGCCCCGACCUCCGCCCCCACUUCCCUCCUGCCGCCUCCCUCGCCCACCCCUUCCACCUCCUCCUCCGAUGUCAUGAUCAUCUCCCCGCCCGCCUCCCCGCGAGGCAGCAGCGGCCGGGCGGCCAGCGGGGCAGGCGGGGGCGCCACCUCCGCGGCCACCGUCACCGCCACCGCAGCCGGUAACGGAGGCCCAACCAACCGCAACGGUUCUAAUAACGGCAGCGCUCCUGGUCUCAGACGCGGCAACCCCGCCGCUGCCAGCACCGCGGAUGGUGGAGCAGCAGCAGCAGCAGGUGGUGGUGCCCCCGCCCCUGCUGUCGCUGCCGUACCCUCCGUAGUUUGCCCGUACGGCUGCGGUCAGUGGAUCCCCCUCACGGAACUGGACAGCCACGAACUGGCGCACCAGCUGACGUCAGCAGCGCCGGCGGGGGCGGCAGCAACAGGGGCGGCGGGGGCAGCAGGGAGGACGACGGUGGCUGGGGCCAAGCGCACUAGCGGCGACGGAGGAGGGGGUGACAGCGGCGGGGGAGUGGCUGCUGACGGAGGGGAUGAGGAGUGGCUGCAGGCUGCUGCCGCUGCCGGGCUGGAUGACGAGGACGACUACAGCGACCUGUACGACACAACAGCGGCAGCAGCAGCGGAGGAGGAGGAGGCGGAGGCGGCAGCUCGGCGGCUGCAGGAGGAGCAGGACUUUGAGGCGCUGAGGGCCAAGUACGGCUUCAGCAACAAGCGCCCCGGCCGCUGCUACUCCUGCGGCACCGAGGGCCACUGGUCCUCCGAGUGCCCGCAGCGGCGGGGCGGGGCGGCGGCACAGCCCCCGCAGCGUCUCAGCACUCGGCCGCAGGAGCUGGCGCAGCAGCAGCGUCCCGACCCGCAGUGGCUGCGGGGGGUUGCUGCUGCUGCGGCUGCGGGGGGGCCGGGGGGCCGCCUGGUGCACCUGCUGGCGGAGUGCCUGGAGGGGGCGGCAGGCCCCGGAUACACCGCGCUCCUGUGCUGCCCGCUGCUGCACUUCAGCGCCACGGGGGCGGACCGCGGGUGGGGCUGCGGCUGGCGCAACAUCCAGAUGAUCAGCUCGGCACUGCUGAUGAGGGG
Messenger RNA from Astrephomene gubernaculifera, 1521 nucleotides. Lineage: Eukaryota; Viridiplantae; Chlorophyta; Chlorophyceae; Chlamydomonadales; Astrephomenaceae. The record is from the annotation of a GenBank genome assembly.